CUUCAGCACACAGCAACACUCAAAAGAAACCAAUGUAUUGAAUGAAAUUAGUGGACAAUUGGCACGAACUUGCUUCUCUUCAGCCUCCUCCUCCUCAACUGGUGAGUGAAAUUUAAUUCUCUAACAUGCACAUCUUAUAGCUUAUGGGGAGGGGAGAAAACAGCUGGCAGAUAGAUGGACCUUGUAGAAAUGUUGUUGCAAUGUUUUCCUACCUGUUGUGCAUGCAGCUUCCGGGAACCUCACUAAGAAGCUCGCUGUCCCGUGUGCCCACUUGAGUUGUACCGUGGAACUGUAGGCGUAUGUAUAUAUAGGACCGCUACAAACCUAUGUCAAUUGGGACAGGCAUGACAUUUAGGAAUUCCCCUCCUUAAUCUUGAGUUAGAAAACUGCCUCCGACGUUCAUUGCGUGGAAGACAGAGGGGUGUCAAAGGUUAGGGUUUAAGCUUACACCUCCUGCAAAUGCAUCCUUGUAUAAUAAAUCUACACGAAGAAGCACAUUGCUGUUGACAUGCAAUGCUGUGUAGGGCUGACUGAUGCCCCAGGCACAUGCUUUAUGAUUAAUGACAUGUAUGAGUAUCAGGAGAAUUACAGAUAUGUGCGCAAGUACAGUAAUAAUGUUGGGAACUGCAGAAUGCAGUGUGGGCUGUUUCUCCUCCCUCCCCUUCCUGGAAGUGUAAGGUUUGUGCGGUCGGCAAGUUACUGGAUUAUUUACACUCAUUAUCACCCCUUUAUUGCCACCGUGACAUUAAUUCUUGACAAAAGGGGAAAGGCACCAAGGGAGCCAAGCGGCUAAAUGCAAUUAGCAUACGAGCAACCAGAAUGCAUGCCCUCCUGCUGCGUUCUGCAGAUGCCCCCGCGAUUUGAUCACUUGAGCGGCUUGGAUAAACGGCACUGAGGACCAUGAAGCAAUGGAACAGGCAUGAGGAGCGGCUAGGGGGCUGUGCCCACAUCACCUCAUUUACGCUGUGACCCAAGCUGGCUGUUAUCCGAGGUCCCCGGAGAUGAGAGUCCUCCGGUGUACGCACUUGCUGCACCACCUAGCGUCAGCUACGGCCAGCUUUUGCAAAGAAUUCCAUCCAGGUUUCAGCUCCAGCAAGCAGCUGUGGUGCAUGUUACACAGAACAUGGGGAGCCAUGGCACAGGUGUGGCUGGUGAAGCCCUGUGAGAAUCCUGGAUGGUUCAGGAGUACAGUCAUACCUCGGGUUACAGCCGCUUCAGGUUGCCUUUUUUUGGGUUGCGGACCGCCGAAACCCGGAAGUACCGGAAUGGGUUACUUCUGGGUUUCGGCGGCCACGCAUGUGCAGAAGCGCUAAAUAGCGCUUUGCGCAUACGCAGAAGUGCCAAAUCGCAACCCACGUGUGCGCAGACGCACAGACAUGGGUUGUGAAUGCUGCGGGUUGUGAACGUGCAUCCCGCACAGAACACGUUUGCAACCUAAGCAUCCACUGUAGCUGGAAGUGGAAUGUUCUUCUGUGUAUAGAAUCAUAGAACAGUAGAGUUAGAGGGGAACCUGAGCCUCAUCUGGUCCGACCCCCUGUAAUGCUGGAAUACGCAGCUGUCCCAGAUGAUGGUCGAACCUGCAACCACUGGCAGAGGAAGAGGAGUGCAGGGGGAGUACACCACCCCCGGCAGCGCAAUCCCGGUGGGGUGUCAUUGUGGCUGCCCUCUUGCCUGCGCUGGGUGCCACACCCCCAGGACCCACAUCACACCCCUGCAGGUGGCGCACCAUGCCCCUGGGAUGUGCACCAGCCCCACACCCGCCUGUUCUCCAUCCCCCAGUGCUGGAGCAUGAAGCUCUGCCACUGCCUGCAACCUUGACAUUAUCAGCACCAUGCUCUUACCAACCGAGCUAUCUAUGUUUGCUUAUUGUUAUGUGGUUCUAUCAGGGCUCUCAAUUAUUUACUCCCAACAACCCUCCGAGGUAGGUAAGGCUGAGAGAUGCCACCCAGAGAGCCUCAAGACUGAGUUGGGAUUUGAACUAGAGUCUCCAAGGCCCUAGCCUGACACUCUAAUGAUUGCAGCACACCGAGCAAGAGAAGGAAGCUGCAGCGGGUUUGUCAGCAGAGAAAGGCAGGCGGCUGUAUGUCUCUGAGUACGAGGCACUGGGUAUCAGAAGUUGCAAGAGCCCAGGUUCCGCUUGCAGGUUUCCCAUAGCAUAGGGGCAUCUAGUUGGCCAUUGUGAGUACAAAAUGCUGGACUAGGUGGGUCUUUGUCCUGAUCCAGAAGGACUCUCCUUACGUCCUUAAGAAGCAGCAGCAGUUGGGGACAAAGGCAAGGAGGAGGUGGAGGAGUCUCUGGGGACAGUUUCAGGGAAGAGAGAAGUGGCGACAAGUGGUGCCGCUGUGUCAAGGAGCUGUCAACAAGUACUGUCAUCCACAGGGCAGGCACACACACGGAAGGCACAGGAUGCAAUUAGCUUUUUAUCAGCAGAAAAAACAACACAGCAAUGUCCUUGCUUUGUCUUAACCCAAUGAAGGCAUUGCUGAAACUAAGUUCCAGGCAUGCCCUUCCCCUGUAGCCUCUCACUCUGGAUCCCUCCCAAGCAGACGAAGGCUGCUUUGAGGGGGUGAGCUUCUCCUCUGGGCCUGUCUGACGCGUUGCUCAGCAAUGUGCAGGACCCUCCUUGAGUGUAGAGUCAGAGGGCAAGGGGAGUCAGCAGGACUGUGACUGUGCACAUGCUGUGACUCUCAGCUAAUCCUGUUCUUGAAGGCCCUCCUUCUCCUGACCCCUCUUGAUCACUCAAGUCUUCUGUAUCUAUCAGUUCCCAGCUUGUCCCAUCUACUGACUGCUACUCAGUGUCCCACCACCAGGUUCUGGGCUCUAAGGUGUCAUCUUCGGAGCCCUCUCUGGGGGGCUCUUGGGAGGCAGGCUCCCACCAGUCUUCUUCAUCCAGCCAGUCCGAUCCCUCCCUGUGGGACUCUUGGGCUGGUGGCUCCCAGCUCAUCCAGCCUGACCCUGACACUCUGAGACAUUGCAACAAAAGCACCAUUGAGCAUGAAGCUUAAGGGUUUGGGGCACCAUUGCUACACGUGCAGAUUGAGGAAGCAUGAGUGACAUAUAGGAAGCUUCCUUAUAUCAAGCACGCCUAUUGGUAGGCUUUGCCUACACUGACUGUCAGUGACUCCCCAGGGCUUCAGAUAGAUGGCAUUCCCAGCCCUUACCUGGAGAUGCUGAUGUUCAAACCUGGGACCUUCUGCAUGCAAAGCAGAUGCUCUGUCAAUGCAUGCUCUUCCUCACCAGAGUGAGAUACAUGAACUCCAUCUCCACAGGGGAUUCAAUAGGAGCUGUCCCAUGGCAUUACCAGGCAAGCAAUUUCCUGCAUUGUUUGUUAUUUGAUAUUUAUUUAAACCCUUCAAUCGCAUGAUUCUCAAGGGGAUUCGCAGCAGGCUGUGAAUCUAGAGAGAAAUCUCUCAUAGCUCUUCAGCCCUUGGAUCUCCCUGCUUAUGAAUGGGACCAGAGUAUGCUUGCCUUUCCUUCUAUUGUCCCAAAGCAACAGGUGAUUGGAGCUGAGUGAUCCAUCUGGUGGGUGGUGGGGAACAAGUUCUCUGCAGUAGUGACUGCUCGUUCCUUGGCUGAUCAUAGAACUGUAGAGUUGGAAGGGACCAUGAGGGUCAUUUCGUCCAACUCCCUGCAAUGCAGGAAUCUUUUGGCCAAGGUGGGGCUCGAACCCACAACCUUGAGAUUAAGAGUCUCAUCUUCCACCAACUGAGCUAUCUAUGAUGGAUGAGGACAGACUGGUCUUCACCUUGCUGCAAUGUUCAUCCUAGGAGAUAAGGACACUUGGAUGCCUAGCUGAUGAUCGAGGCCAGAAUAUACUUCCUUUUUUGUUCUACAGUCCCAACAGAAUUGUUGUUGCCAGUUUUCAAAACCAAGCGGGUGUUUAUAGAAAGGAAGGCAUUCAUUUUCUUUCGGCCUAAGAACACAGCUACGGAAGGAUGAAACCAACUGCCCUAUGGCUCAUUCCCUGAAGUGGCGGGGCUCCCAAACCUCCCAGAGCCCCUUGAAGGCAGACUUUCACCUGUCACUUGAAACAGGUCCCCCUCCAUGCACCAGCUUCCUGUUACCCCACCUGAGAUCAUGGCCAUCCUGUGGAGGACCUCUACACCAACAUCUAAAGUCCCAAAUAUCAAUAAAAACAACAAGAACAAUUUAAUAUUUAUACUCCACCCAUCUGGCUGGGUUUCCCCAGCCACUCUGGGCGGCUUCCAACAAAGAUUAAAAAUACAUUAAAAUGUCACACAUUAAAAACCUCCCUGAACAGGGCUGCCUUCAGAUGUCUUCUAAAUGUCAGGUACUUGUUUAUUUCCUUGACAUCUGAUGGGAGGGCGUUCCACAGGUUGGGCGCCACUACCGAGAAGGCCCUCUGCCUGGUUCCUUGUAGCUUUGCUUCUCGCAAUGAGGGAACCAACAGAAGGCCCUCAGUAUCCGGGCAGAACGAUGGGGGUGGAGACGCUCCUUCAGGUAUUCUGGGCCAAGGCCGUUUAGUGAUGGGAGGAGAGAUCCCUCUGGAAUAGUGGCAAUCCCAUAUAGUAUAACACAGCUGCCAUAUGGAGGGGUUGUUGGGGGGGUUGUAACCUAACACACCACAAAUGCAAAGCACAUUUAAAGGACACGACUUUCCCCCAAGAAUCCUGGGAAUAACAAUUUUUGAAGUUGCUAGGAACUAUAGAUCAGUGAGGGGUAAGCUCCAGCUCCUAGGAUGCUUUAAAUGUGUGGCAUGUACACUGCCGUAGAAACCUCCCAAAAGUCUGUGAAGAAGGCAAUAUUCCCAUAGAAAUUAAACCAGGCAGCCCUGAACCCUUCAGCAUGUUCUUCUGUCUCACUGCCACUCUCACACCUUCCCACACUCGAUUCUUUUCUUAAAUAAUCAAAAGAGACCAGCAGCUGAGUUGCAGAUUCUCCUAGCUUCUUGGUGAGUAAUUAUGGGGAAAGAGUUGUUUUAGAGCAAGGAAAAUCAAGUGGGUGCCAUGCCAGAUUUAGGGCAGUGCGGGCGGUUCCCCCGCACAGGGUGCUGAGCUGAAGGGGCAUAAAAUUGAGAAGAUCCAUAAUUGAGAAGAUCCAUUGGGGGGCACCAACUUUUGGUCUCACACAGGGUGCCAUAUUAUGAAAGAUUACCAUAGUCCACCCCGUUGGGUGUCCAAGGGCAACAUCUUGGUUUUGUCCAUUCUGCCACCCUACCCCUGCCAAGCCUGGAGGUUCUGGGAUGUAGCUCAAGACAACACAGUUUUAUUCCCCAUUCUUGGAGAAGUCACUUCCUUUCCCUCUCUUUCUUCAUUCUGAUUGGCUAUCCUAUACCCCAGCUGGCAUGCUACAUUCUUACAGGGGACUAAGCUAGGGAUGGGGGUACCAUUUGCUUCAGUUCACGUUUUAAUGCCGACCAUCCCGAUUUACUCUUCCUGAAACAAUUUGUGAACUGAGAUGCAACAAUGCUUUGAAAUUCAUGUUUCUCUGAAUUUUGUUCUCCACCCCGAAAAUUGUACAGAAAUUAGUAUAUAUGGGGAAAGGGUGUGUUAAAAUUCUCUCUCUCUCUCUCUCUCUCUCUCUCUCUCUCUCUGUGUGUGUGUGUGUGUGUGUAUGUGUUUCUUUUCAAUGGGAUAUCUUGUUUUAUAUAUAAUAAUAAUUUUUAUUAGUUUUCCAUUGCAAUCCAAUGAUAGCCUCAUUAUAGCAAUACCAAUUUAUAAUACAAUUGUUAAUACCAAUAGUUCAAAUUCUGAAUUAUAUAAUUUAGAUAAGGUGGGCUCCCCAUGUGCUAGAAUUGAUAGCUUGAUUAUUUGCUUUAUUUCUGCAUUCCAAAAUCUUAUUAACUGCUAUUACACUCCGGUCAUAAUAAUAAUCCCUUAUACAAUAACUGCAAUAUUAAGAACAUCUAUUCGUGUUGACACAUUAAGUAAUUUAUAAAACUACAAGUGAGGAACUCAAACUAUAACCUUGUUCUUCCUGUGUGUGGCAAUUAUUCGGUCUGUAGUGUUUCUGCCUGUCCUUGUAAAAUGUUAUGUCUUUCUUUCCCCCGGUUGUUGCUGUUAUCCAUCAUGCCUUGGGUGGAGCUGAUAUCCCAUUGUUGUCUCAGAAAUUUCUCCAUUCCUCCACUGCAUCUUGGUUGAGUGUGCUAUGAUGUGUCAUUCCAAAUAAAGAAACGCUGCUAAUGCAGCCUUUCAGGUGUUUGGGUUUUUGUGAGCUUUGAGUUCAAGGCUGGGCACUUUCCAGUGAGAGUAUGUAGUGCCUUUGUGUGCCUUUUACAAUAUCUAAUUCAACUUCUCAUGUUAUGAAAACACUUCCCAUAAUGGAAUCAUAGACCUAUGGAGGCCUCUUAAUGAUUACUUCUGAGAUGCCUGUUGAUGCUGACACACAUCCUUAAAGAACAUAGGAAGUAGAUUUACACUGACCCAGACCAUUGAUUCUAGUCCACUGACUGACAAUGAAUGUUCUCUAUCACGGGACAGUUCUGGACAAGAGAGUCAUGUGUCAAGGAUGUGGUCUAGGCAUCUGAAGAAGUAGCAGGUUUUUAGAAACAAAACAAAACGUACAUUACCUUACAACUUUCAAGUCUCUGCUAAGAUUCAGUUUUGGAAAUUGCUCUUCUUGCCAUUGUUCUUUUGACAUGAGCGCGCGCACACACACACACACCCUUUUCAUGGAUGCCAGCUUCAAAUGUUCAGAAUCAUAACACAAGCCCUCUGGGAUUUUGCAAAGGUAAAUACAGUGGUACCUCGAGUUACAAACACCUCGGGUUACAAACACUUCGGGUUACAGACUCCGCUAUCCCAGAAGUAGUACCUCGAGUUAAGAACUUUGCCCCAGGAUGAGAACAGAAAUCCGGUGGUGGUGGCGCGUCAGCAGCGGGAGGCCCCAUUUGCUAAAGUGGUACCUCAGGUUAAGAACGGUUUCAGGUUAAGAACGGACCUCCAGAACGAAUUAAGUUCGUAACCAGAGGUACCACUGUAAAAGAGAGAAUAUAUUUUCAGUCUGAAUUAGGUUGUCAUACAACCUGCUGCCAUAUUCAAGCAUGUUUCAACACCCUCUGAAUCUCAUCUAAGUUAAAGCUGAGAUUGGCAAAACCAAAAGAAUAGCCCUUAGUCCACACACAAGUGAUGUUAGAGGAUUCGCACUUGACUGCAAUGGGACUUCAUUUCCCAACCUGUGGGUCCUGACCCAUAAGUGAGUUGCAAAGCCUGUUCAGGUGUGUCGCGGUGUUUAUAAGUCAACCCGAAAUAUCCUGCAGUCAGAUGGUGUGUCUCCCUUCCCAUGAACAAAACUGAAUAACUUGUAAGUAUUAUAAACAUGUCAAUGAAUUCCACAUUAAUACGGACAUUAAGUCAAGGUUUGCUUGGGUGCCUCAAGUAAUGGUUAUAAAACAGGCAAAUUUGCAGUUAAAAUGCACGGAAUGCUAUUAAUUAGCAAUGCUCUGACAACCCACAGUUCCUUCAAACUUGGGUGGUUGAGCACCUAUCAGUUUGGAAGUGAAAUAAAAUCAGUUUCUUCUACAUGCUUGAGGGAGGCCCUUGGUAUGCAGGAAAUGAUAUGUAUGAAAACGCACAAGCAAACCCCGCCUGACAGGAACCUGUGAACUCACAGAAUUUUGAUGGCAGUUGAGCAUAAUGAGAAGAUAGGGGGAAAGGGUCUAGAAGAUACAGCAGACAGCAAGGAGAUGGCUGCCCGGUUCAGGCAUUGUUUGUGUGAAGGGGCCCCAUGUAGUUUUUUUCCUUCUAUUGUCAUUGUCGUUUAGUCGUGUCCGACUCUUCAUGACCCCAUGGACCAGAGCACGCCAGGCACUCCUGUCUUCCACUGCCUCCCGCAGUUUGGUCAGACUCAUGCUGGUAGCUUCGAGAACACUGUCCAACCAUCUCGUCCUCUGUUGUCCCCUUCUCCUUGUGACCUCAAUCUUUCCCAACAUCAGGGUCUUUUCCAGGGAGUCUUCUCUUCUCAUGAGGUGGCCAAAGUAUUGGAGUCUCAGCUUCAGGAUCUGCCCUUCCAGUGAGCACUCAGAGCUGAUUUCCUUAAGAAUGGAUAGGUUUGAUCUUCUUGCAGUCCAUGGGACUCUCAAGAGUCUCCUCCAGCACCAUAAUUCAAAACCAUCAAUUCUUUGGCUUUCUUUAUGGUCCAGCUCUCACUUCCAUACAUCACUACUGGGAAAACCAUAGCUUUAACUAUAUGGACCUUUUUUUUAUUAAAUUUUCUGUUUUACGUUUUAGAAUAUUCAUUUAAACAACCUCAAAAUAUCAAUGACUUCCCUCCUUUUCUUUCCAUGGUUUAUUUUGCCUAACAUAAAUCCCUGCAUAUUUUAUAUAAACUAAACCAUUCAGUGUUCCAUUAUGACACCUGUCAAAACUUAUUUACACUGUUGAAUUUAUCUUAAUGCUGCCUACGUUUUCAAAUGCACACAAUUCUCCUCCAUAUAUUCAAUAAACAUCUUCUUUAAAUGUAUGUUGUUCUUCUCUUAUUCUAUAUGUUAGGUCCUCAAGCUGUGCAUAUUCUGUCAGUUUAAGUUGCCUUUCUUCUUUGGUUGGGACCUCACUCAUUUUCCAUUUUUGGGAUAACAAAACACAAGCCGCAGUAGUGGCAUACAUAAAUAACCUUUCCUGACACCUGGGAAUGUCCAUCUGAAUUAUCCCCAACUAAAAGGGCUCUGCAUUUGUUUGUUUUUGGAAAAGUACUUUUAAACAUUUUUUUCAAUUCAUUAUGAAUUAUUUCCCAAUACUCUUUUACCCUUUCACAGGUCCACCACAUAUGAUAACAUGUACCCUCAGUCUCAUUACAUCUCCAACACUUAUCUGAUUCUGCCUUAUGCGUCUUAGCAAGUCUACUCGGAGUUAGAUACUAUCUGUAAAUCAUUUUCAGAUAGUUCUCCUUCAAGGAAUAACAUGCUGUAAAUUAAGGUUACCAGAUUUUUUUCAAUGAAUCCAGGGACACUUUUCAACUUCCUACUAAAUAGAUGGAUUUUGUCAGGGGACUGAUUUGUGUCAUAGAGGCUUUGACAAGCUCGUCUUUUGUUUCCCACUCUAAUAACAAAUUUUACAUUUUAUAUAAAAGCUUUUCUUUAUUUUGUAAGAGUUCUUCAGAUUGUGAAGGGCCACCAUGUGGUUAGAGGAGGAGCAGAGUUGCCCUGCUAGACUGCCCCCAACAUCACAUGGCACACCUCUUAGCUCACCCGUAAUGUGGAAGCACCGAUAUUGGGUGCAACUCGGCACCUCUGGUCCAAAACUUGAUAUGGGAGAUGCUCUUAAAAGUAUACACACAUCUAUCCUUGUGCUGGACACGGGUGGCGCUGUGGGUUAAACCACAGAGCCUAGGACUUGCCGAUCAGAAGGUUGGCGGUUCGAAUCCUGCGACGGGGUGGGCUCCUGUUGCUCAGUCCCAGCUCCUGCCAACCUAGCAGUUCGAAAGCAAAUCAAAGUGCAAAUAGAUAAAUAGGUACCGCUCCAGCGGGAAGGUAAACGGCGUUUCCGUGCACUGCUCUGGUUCACCAGAAGCGGCUUAGUCAUGCUGGCCACAUGACCCGGAAGCUGUACGCCGGCUCCCUCGGCCAAUAAAGCGAGAUGAGCGCCGCCACCCCAGAGUCGACCACGACUGGACCUAAUGGUCAGGGGUCCCUUUACCUUUUACCUUAUCCUUGUGCUAGUGGGCAUUUUGUAGGUUUUCUCUCCCCCAAGCAAAAGUUCACAGGCUCCCCAAACACAGCUGUUAUUUUCCUAACCCCUCUCAGCUUUCCCACAAUACCUUUCCUGACCGUGCCAGGAUAAUUGGUUCACCACAACUAAGGCAGACAUUUUCAGCUGUCUAAUAUGUUUGCCUCUUGUAGAGGAACUGUGUGCGUUUUGUGACUGUACUUUCACAAGCGGUAGCUGCUGGCAUGGGUGGAGCAUUGCUCUCUUGGCUUUCCAAUGCUGUGUGCCACUGCUGGCUGCCAAGGGAGGGAGGGGCAAGGGAGCAGGGAUGUUGGCACAAUGGCACAGCCAAACAGAUGCUUCUAACCCUGUGCCUGUACCGCAGCUGCAUGUGGUACUGGGAAGUCAGAAACACAAUGUAGCCUUAGCUGGGCACACCUGUAGAGCCCCAGUGUCCACUACCAUGAAAAGUGCCCCUCCCCCAAAAACUUUUACUGUAGAAUUCAUCAUCCUCAAGUGUCGGUGCUUUCUCUGUUUAAAAGUAAGUUUCUAGUCCUCAAGAUUGUAAAGUUAAGCAAUGCCACGCAAGGAAAACAAGAUUACCAGUGGCCGCAGUGGAGCCUCAGUGCCUCUAUAGCAGUGAUGGCCAAACUUGCCCCUCCAGCUGUUUUGGGACUACAAUUCCCAUCAUCCCUUACCACUGGUCCUGUUAGCUAUUGAUGAUGGGAGUUGUAGUCCCAAAACUGCUGGAGGGCCAAAUUUGGCCAUCACUGCUCUAUAGGCUUUUGAUUAGCAGAAAAUAAGGGAAACAAGCAAAUAUACACACAUGCACAUAUUUCAUAGCCUGUAGAAUUCAAUUUAGAAAAAUGGAAUUGAAAUGAUUCCUUUCCAAUGCUUUGCGCUGUCUAAGUAACAAGCCAAGAAUAACUUAGUACUGGAGUCCUAGAAAACUGUUAAAUCCCCCACCUCACGCACACAAAAAACCUCUCUCUUCCAUCUAAUCUUACUGCAGAAGCAUCUUUUAGAAAAUUCUCUUUGGAGACACUGUCAAUUGGAUUUAACGAGGCACUGUCCUCAUUGUAUACCCCAAUUAUUGGCCCUCUCGCCAUAUGUUCGUCAUUUAGGGGACCCAUCUGUUUACAAUACUUCAUUAACCUAGGAAAUGUGUGAGGCUAUUUGCGACCAGACCCAAUUCACGUCUGAAAUGCCUGUUUCGCUGCCCUUCCCCUCUGCUGCCCCCACGCCAAUCACAGCAGAUAAGAGGAGAAAUUUGUGAAAUUAGGGAACUGAUUGGUUGGUGCUAAAAGACCAAUUAAGAGCAAAGUGAAGCAAUCUGCUUCGAUAGUGAGGGAGAAGUGUUCAGUGAGAAAAAUGCUAGAGUUCCUUAAGUGGCUAUUAUCCAAAGCAUGGCUGGGGAUUUCAUAGGCUGUACCAGAGGAAGUAAGGUGGGCAAGUUGCCUCCACCAACCCAGACAUGCAGCCUAUCCUCCACCCACCCAUUCAUUGCGGUUAUUUCAAGGAAACACAAUAUUCAUGUAUAGAUUAUAACUGAAUAAUUAGAUGGGCAGUAAAGUUGAGCUGCAACCCUGAGGUUUUCUACUUGAAAGCUAAUUCCAUCAAAGUUUAUAAGACAUCCUUCAGAUGACCUCCAUUUAGAAUGAGAGUACUACUGUGAAAUAUCCCCUUAUUUCUCUUUCAGAAAUCUAUGGGGCAGAGCUGACCCCUUCCCUCCUAUGCCCCCACCAACCAAAUUUCUUCUUCUGA
This is a messenger RNA of Podarcis lilfordi (Lilford's wall lizard), 11366 nucleotides long. The record is from the annotation of a GenBank genome assembly. Lineage: Eukaryota; Metazoa; Chordata; Lepidosauria; Squamata; Lacertidae.